AACAUUUUCAGGAGCGACAAACAACAAGAGCGUGACGGAACUAUCCGUGGGGUACCAAACUUCACAGCCAACAAGAUAAGRUUAAUUUGUGCUAACAAAAAAUAUAUAUAAAUCUAAGAAGUGAAACCUUCAGCUCGUUUACUUUUUUCGAAGUGGCGCUAGUUGUCAGACACGACGCACUUGCUUCCUGUGAAGAACGCAGUGAAGCUAUGUGAAGCGGCGGACUUUUCAACGCCGCGGAGCAGGACGAGGACAAACCGCAGCACUCCUCCGGUGUGUUUAUAUUUAUAUUCCUAAAUGAAUCCGUCGWCGGGAUGUCUCUGAGUUCGGGCGGCUGGACUCACACUCCCGGCCUCCCAGCGGACCAGCCUUCCGCCGUCCUGCCCAGCAACUCUAAUAAUAAUGACGAGGCCUCGUCGACCCAGUUCGGCUGCCAAACCGUCCUCAUGUCGGUUCGGGUUUCGGUGUGCCACUCUGGGAUUCGGCCGCUGUGUCUUCCGGGAGCGGGCGAUGAGUCACUCCGCCUGCAGCUCAGCAUGGACCCGGGGAAAUCCGGGGAAUUCCGCCUGACUCUGCAGGACACCAGCGGGGCUGGACGGAGUGUGACCGUAACCGAGUUUAAUCUGAGGUUCAUAAACUACGAGUUGAAGUCACCAAAGUGUCAUGAACUGGUUCUGGUUGCGCCGCCUCACGAUCGCAUCAGUUUCAACUUCCGCUGUGAGCAGGAGGCCCAGGAGUGGGCCACGGUGGUCCUAUCAGCACUGAAAGAAGCACACCGCGUUGCACCUGAGGAAAAUGGGUCGCAGCAACUUUCUGAUKGCCUCCAGCUUCCAAACACUUCCUUUUUACAAAAAACAGAGGACGCUUGCAUAGAGCUGAGCAGAGCCAUCGAGGCGGGGGACGUGCAGUCGUCUUCGGCCUUCGCUGCUGCGCUCGCCCAGGAGCAYGCAGCGCUUCGGAUCCAGCCCUCCAGCAAAGACUACGAGGAUACUGAAAUCAGUCUGGCUGUUGUAGUGGAGGAUUCCUCCUCCUCUUGUUGUGUCACUGUGAAAGUUUUCCCACUCAUGACUACUGCAUCGUUAAAACAGCAGAUGUUCCUUGAAUACGGCUUUCACCCACGAGUGCAGCGCUGGAUAAUCGGUCAGUGCCUGUGCGCCGACCAGCGAACCCUCGCCUCCUACGGCGUCCACCGGGACGGCGACACGGCCUUUUUGUAUCUGCUGUCCGCCCGCUACGCCCGCCUCACUCUUCAGGACCUGCAGCAGGACCAGGAGAGUGCGCUACUCCUCAGUCCUCCUCUGUCAGUUCAAAACCUGUCACUCACGGAAAAAUCCACAAACGGGCUUUCGUUCCAAGACCGGAGGCCGUACACCACCCUACCUCCAAGACUCCACAAUAACGUCGGGUUGGUCCUGUCCUUCUUGCACAUACAUAAACAAACCGACCCGGCCGGGCUGUGAGAUCUGCAGCACCAACCGCCCCGAGAGCUACAUCGUCCCGGGGGGCUACCAACCUGAUGCACUGGAGCUCCGGCGGCUCCAGAAAGAGAAGGAGGCCAUCAGGCAGUACCAGCAGGCAAAGGAGGAGGAGAGAAUGGAGAAUUUUGCCCGUCUUGUGAGSCUGGACGGUCAGGACCUGGUGCCCAACCCUGAUCCCGUGGACUGCAGGAUUUGCUACAUGGAUCUACCACCAGGAGAGGGGGUCCUGCUGAGGGAGUGUCUGCACUGCUUCUGCAGGGAGUGCUUACGCUCCGUCAUCAUGCUGAGCGAGGAGCCCGAGGUGUCCUGUCCCUACAGAGAUGACACCUACUCCUGCGCUGGCGCUCUGCAGGAGAGGGAGAUUCGAGCUCUGGUGCCAGCCGAGGAGUACGAGCGGUGGCUGCAGAGAGGCCUGUCRGUGGCGGAGUCUCGGUGCGAGGGCAGCUAUCAUUGUGCAACUCCCGACUGCGUGGGAUGGUGUGUGUACGAGGAUACAGUCAACGUCUUCCACUGCCCUGUCUGUAGGAAACACAACUGCCUCAUUUGCAAGGCUAUCCAUGAAGGAAUGAAUUGCAAACAGUAUCAGGAUGAUCUUGCAGCACGUGCUAUAAAUGACUCUGCUGCCAGGAGGACGACACAUCUACUGAAGACUCUUUUACGGUCAGGGGAGGCCAUACACUGUCCACAGUGUGGUAUCAUUAUGCAGAAGAGGGAUGGAUGUGAUUGGCUGCGCUGCACCGUCUGUCACACUGAGAUCUGCUGGGUUACCAGAGGGCCUCGCUGGGGGCCGAAGGGUCCUGGAGACACCAGCGGAGGAUGUCGAUGCAACGUCAACAAUCAGAAAUGCCAUCCUAAAUGUCAAAACUGUCACUGAGACUAAAGACUGUCUUGUCCUCGGAGGGAUUCCUGGACUGAACUGGAAGAGAAGUGUUCUCAUGAAACAUGAAAGGGUGAAUUAAAGCUUCUGAGACGUAUUUAAAACAGGACACAUUCUCAGUUUUCUCUCAGCACACUUUUAAUCGUCCCUUGCUUUCCUGACUGUGAGAGCGUGGUUAUGAACUCCGAAUGCAUGUGGUGCGUUUUUGGUAAAUAACUGCACUCCGGGUGUAGCCAAACAGGCGUGUUGUUUUGUUUUUGCUGUGACAAACAGAUGCAUUGAAUAAAACUGAAGUGGCCUUAAUCCUCUGCACAAAAGCUGUAAUAGACUGUUACUAAUUUUAAGUUUUAUGAAAAAUGUGUCUGAAUCCUUGGUUGGUUUUUGACCUGUAACCUUUUUGCACAAAAAUCAAGCAGGUGUAGGUAGCUGUGUASACUUUAGUACGACACUGUGUGUGUGUACUCUGCAACCAAAGAUUUAUAAGUCAUCUCGUUGAACAGAAACAAUAUUUAGAUCUGUACCUGUCCAGAUUUUCACAGGUCCCUGAAGAAGUUUCAUUUGCUCAACAGAUCACCAGAGUAUUGUGUUGUGACUUAGUGUUGAUCAAAAGUGUAUAUUUUUUGGUAAGAGAACGAACGUGUCUUUAAUAAUCUCACAUUUUUGGUAAGGAUAUCAAAUACUGAGUGAUGCAUGGUGAGGUUAUACAAACCUUACAGCUUUUUAAAAGAUUUAAUGUGAUAGCUUUAUUUGUAUUCACCUGUAAGGWUGCACUGACUGUACACCAGCCCUAUUCCUCUGCUACACUACUGUCCAGAACUGACGAGCCAUGAACAUGUCCUCACUGUUCCACAUGUUUUAAUGUCAGCAUCAUGUUGCUGAUGUACUGUUUGUGCCUUACUGAUUAAUAAAUACCCUUCACAUUGAGA
Austrofundulus limnaeus is the source of this 3281-nucleotide messenger RNA. It is a transcript of the gene shrprbck1r, whose product is annotated as sharpin and rbck1 related. Lineage: Eukaryota; Metazoa; Chordata; Actinopteri; Cyprinodontiformes; Rivulidae. Gene Ontology annotation, molecular function: ubiquitin-protein transferase activity; ubiquitin binding. Gene Ontology annotation, biological process: proteasome-mediated ubiquitin-dependent protein catabolic process; positive regulation of canonical NF-kappaB signal transduction; protein linear polyubiquitination. The record is from RefSeq and is a predicted model, not a curated record. Gene Ontology annotation, cellular component: LUBAC complex.